GGGUGGGCUGACUUCGCCGCCUUUUGCCCGCCGUGCUUUUUGCUCCGACCUGGCUGGCUAGGCCGCGAUUCUGGUGGCCGGGAUGGCGGUAGCUGUGCGGGCUCUACAGGAGCAGCUCGAGAAAGCCAAGGAAAGCCUCAAGCACGUCGAUGAGAAUAUCCGCAAGCUCACGGGUCGGGACCCCAACGAUGUGCGGCCCGCUCAAGGUAGAUUAUUGACCCUCACAGGCCCUGGAGGAGGUAGGGGGCGAGGAAACAUAUUGCUGAGGCGUGGAUUCUCGGAUAGCGGAGGAGGACCCCCAGCCAAACAGAGGGACUUGGAAGGGGCGACCAAUAGGUUGGUUGGGGAACGUCGGACAAGGCGAGAAUCACGCCAUGAAAGCGACGCAGAGGAUGAUGAUGUUAAAAAACCAGCGUUGCAGUCUUCUGUUGUUGCUACCUCCAAAGAGCGAACACGUCGAGAUCUUAUUCAAGAUCAAAAUAUGGAUGAGAAGGGGAAACAAAGGAAUCGGCGUAUAUUUGGUCUGUUGAUGGGUACACUUCAGAAGUUCAAACAAGAAUCAACAGUUGCUACUGAGAGGCAAAAAAGACGUCAGGAAAUUGAACAGAAACUUGAAGUCCAGGCAGAGGAAGAGAGAAAGCAGGUUGAAAAUGAGAGGCGAGAACUCUUUGAGGAGAGACGUGCUAAACAAACAGAGCUGCGGCUAUUGGAACAAAAAGUUGAACUUGCUCAGUUGCAAGAAGAAUGGAAUGAGCAUAAUGCCAAAAUAAUUAAAUAUAUAAGAACGAAGACAAAGCCUCACUUGUUUUAUAUACCUGGCCGAAUGUGUCCUGCUACCCAGAAGAUGUUUGAUGAUUCUCAAAAAAAAUUAAACGCACUGUUUGAAAGUAGGCGCAUUGAAUUUGCUGAGCAAAUUAACAAAAUGGAGGCCAGGCCCAGACGACAGUCUGUGAAGGAAAAAGAACACCAGGAGGUGCAGAAAGAAGAAAAGAAGGAAGACCAGAACAAGGAGCAGGAAGAGGGUAAGGCGGUUCAGCAGGUGGAAGAGAUGGAGACAGGUAAUCAGAGCAAUGAUGUAGACAUGGAAGAAUUAGGUGAGGAAAAGGAGGUAGGUGCUAGUCACAGUGAUGGGGAGAUAGAACAGGAGGAGGAAGAACAGAAAGAGGAAAUGGAAGUUAAGGUACAAGAGGUUACUGAGGUUAAAGAGAAUGACAGGCAGCAGGAAAGUCAGGAGGAGGAAAUUGUAUUAGUGAAAGAUGGUGAAAGUAUUCUGCCAAUAGAUGGAGAGCAGGAUAUGAUGGAAACUAAUGAGGCAGAUCAUACAGAGCCACUAGAAAAUGAGAAUAGUAAAGAAGUGGAACCAGAAGUGGAAUGUAAUGUUCAAUCAGAACAGGAGGGGCCUAUUGCUGCCCUGGAGAAAGAGGAAACCAGCAAACCAGAAGUUGAAGCUGAACCAGAGGAGGCAGAAGAAAAGGAGCCUGAAUCCACUCCAGUAUCAGAGGCUGACGCCCAGCCUCAGUCAGAGUCUGUGCUUCGGCCACAACCUCCACCACUGUUGGAAUCCACUCAAGAUCAAGAGCCUCAGGUAGACAAAGAAGAAUCAGUAGUGCCUGAAAAGCUGCCUGAAAUCCAGGCAGACCAAGUCCAGGCAGUAAGUGUAGAAAACAAGAACAAGAUUAGGAGCAGAAGUAGUGGUGGUAGAACAAGGAACAAAACCAGCAAGAGCCGAAGUCGGAGUACUAGUAGUAGCACUAGUAGCACUAGCUCUACAAGUAGUAGUAGUGGUAGCAGUUCUAGCAGUGGCACCAGUAGCAGUCGAAGCAGUUCCAGCAGCAGUAGCAGCACCACUGGAACUAGCAGUCGGGAGAGUAGUAGUAGUUCUAGUAGCAGUGAGAGCAGAAGUCGAAGCAGAGGACGUGGUGGACACAAUAGGGAUAGAAAACGUAGAAGGAGUUUGGAUCGGAAGCGAAGGGAUAGUUCAGGAGUAGACAGGAGUCACAAGUCUUCAAAAGGUAGCAGCAGAGAUGCAAAAGGAUCGAAGGAUAAAAGUUCAAGGUCGGACAGAAAGAGGUCUAUAUCAGAAAGUAGUCGGUCAGGCAAAAGAACUUCGCGGAGUGAAAGAGACCGUAAAUCAGACAGGAAAGACAAAAGGCGUUGACAGAAGAGACCAGGCUCCCUAGCCUAAUCUUUGCAGCAGAAGAUUACUUGAGUGAAAGGAUUCCAUGUGAGGAAGAAAAGGCUGCCUUAAUUGCAUGCUGUAUAAAAUCUUUUGGAGAAAUGCAGACUCUUUACCAAGCAAUUCUUGUGCUUUUUACAUGAUUUUGUAAAAGCUUACUUAUCAAAUUAUGUGAAGAUGCAAAUGUAUACAAAUAAAAGAAUUGACAACCCCUUCAUCUUUUUAAAUAUGCUCUACUUAAGAGCUUCUGUAUAUUUUAAUAGAUGCACCAUUACAUUUGUGUGAUUUCAAUUCUGUAUCAUAAGUCUUUUUUGUAGAAAUAAAUGUGCAUUUUACAGAGG
Messenger RNA from Varanus komodoensis (Komodo dragon), 2517 nucleotides. RefSeq names its product pinin, desmosome associated protein (gene PNN). The transcript is spliced from 9 exons. Gene Ontology annotation, cellular component: catalytic step 2 spliceosome. NCBI's taxonomy places the organism in Eukaryota, Metazoa, Chordata, Lepidosauria, Squamata, Varanidae. The record is from RefSeq and is a predicted model, not a curated record. Bases 83 to 2158 code for a protein of 691 amino acids.